Molecule: messenger RNA, 2705 nt
Organism: Hyaena hyaena (striped hyena)
Lineage: Eukaryota; Metazoa; Chordata; Mammalia; Carnivora; Hyaenidae
Gene: RBBP9
Product: RB binding protein 9, serine hydrolase
Exons: 5
Coding region: 62-622 (186 amino acids)
Molecular function (GO): hydrolase activity
Source: RefSeq, a predicted model, not a curated record
CAGCCGCGGGCUCCCGGCCCCGCAGGCCCUGCUGCUGGUCGACCCUGGCGCCUCUGCGCUCAUGGCUUCCCCGAGCAAGGCAGUUAUUGUUCCCGGGAACGGAGGCGGGGAUGUGGCCACCCACGGCUGGUACGGCUGGGUGAAGAAGGGGCUGGAGCAGAUACCUGGUUUCCAGUGUUUGGCUAAAAACAUGCCUGACCCAAUUACAGCUCGAGAGAGCAUCUGGCUGCCCUUCAUGGAGACGGAGCUGCACUGUGAUGAGAAGACCAUCAUCAUAGGCCACAGUUCUGGGGCCAUUGCAGCCAUGAGGUAUGCAGAAACACACCAAGUAUAUGCUAUUGUGUUAGUGUCUGCAUACACCUCUGACUUGGGGGAUGAAAAUGAGCGUGCCAGUGGAUACUUCAACCGUCCCUGGCAGUGGGAGAAGAUCAAAGCCAACUGCCCUCACAUUGUGCAAUUUGGCUCCACUGAUGAUCCUUUCCUUCCCUGGAAGGAACAGCAAGAAGUGGCUGACAGGUUGGAAGCGAAAUUGUUCAGAUUCACUGACCGUGGCCACUUUCAGAACACGGAGUUUCACGAACUGAUCAGUGUGGUAAAGUCUAUGCUGAAAGUACCAGCAUAGACAGGAUCACUUCUGCUACUUUGCAUUCCAAUAUAGGGGUAGAGCAAUGAUCAGGUUAUUAAUAGAUAAAAAUCAUCUAUUAUCAGAUGAUUAGUGGACACAUUAAACAGAUCAAAGUUCUGAAAAAAAACACAGUUUCAAUAUUCAAACUAAGUUACAAACAGCAUUUCCAUUUUCCAUUGGAUCUCUAUCUCACAAACUGCCAUGAACUAAAGUAUUUUUCCCAUUUGAUUAGGGACAUAAGGACAGUUUAACCACCUUUAUCUGUACAAAGUCAGUAAGACAGGAGUGGAAUCCAGCUUUCCUGAUUCCCAGUCCAGAUUAAAACUAGUUUUGUGUAUGUUGUAGGAGUUGUACUCCUCUUCGAAAUGAACCUUUUUCUAGUUGGCAGGGUGGGGUGAAGAAAAUACUAAAGGUCCAGAGUGGUGGAUUAGAGCUCAAGAUUGUAGCUGUUUGGGGCUGGCCCAAGACAGUAAACCCAGACUAGGGCUUUCAUCUUUGGCCCCUGCCCUCCCUUCAAGCAUGUUGAGGGAGAGGGAUACAUACAGAUCUACGAGUCAGGGGUAUGCUGGAUCCGGCAGGGAACAGAAGCCCAGCCUGUACAAACAUGUCAGCAUAGCCAACCAGAUGUGUGGUAGGGAUUAGGACAGCACAGGGAACUUGUGCGCUGUCUAAAUUGUUGUCAUCUGGGAAGGUGGCAGGUUGUUGCCAAUUUUCUGAUUUUUCGAGGGAAAAACUUCAUGUAGUGGUUUUCAUAUCUAGGGACCAUAUAUGUUUAUAUACAUGGUUCAUAUGUAUAUGAAUUAUCCCCAAUACUUGUACAUAUGGAUUACAGAAGUUGGCAAUGACAGUGUAAAUAAAAAAUUUACAAACACUGCAAGACAUGCAAAGCCCAAGCCACCCAUUUGUGACUUCUGCCAUUAGGAUUACCUUAGCCAGGUGCUUUAAAUAAUUCUCUGUAAGCCUGAGAAACUUCAUGUCAAAGGAUGAAACCAUGGGAAUAAUAUAAAUUUUGUUAAAAAUUUUUAAAAGUCAUCUUUCCAUACUUCAAAUUUUGUUCUGUAAAGAGUUCUACCUUUUAAAUUCCAUGUUCCUUUAGCUUGCUUUCAAGCAUCAUUCCACGACUUUUCUUCUGAUGAUACUCCUUAAAAAAAAAAGUGUUUUCCCUUUCCCAACAUUUUUUGGCUGUUAUGAUCCCUAAGUAUUGACUCAAAACAAUUUCCAGUGACUUCAUACUUAAUGUUACAGAAUCUGAUGCUUGCUGCAAAAAUAUGAAUUUCCUUACUAUAUAUAUAUAUAAAGGAGAUUCAAAGCCAUCAUUUUAACCUGAAAGGUCUUGGCUUCUAAAUGUGCUCAAAGAAAGAAAGGAAAGACUCUAAACUUUUAAUAGCAGUUACCUUUCAGGAGUGGGAAUUUUAGGUACAGUAUGAAGGAAGUCUCUUUUUAUUUUGUACACCUGGGGGUUAUUGAGUUUGUUAUAGUGAACAUAUAUAAUUACUUUUAUAAUUAAAUGACUAUGUUUAAAACAACUCAUUUGACAUGUUAGUGAGAAGCAAAUUAGAUAAAUUGAGUAAUAAUUUUCUUAAAAACGUUUGAUUUGACCAAGCCUAUAACCAAACUUUAAUUCUAUUUGAAUUACUUUGAAUUAGUAAUUGUUCUACUUACUUUCAGCCUUGUUUUCUGAAGUCUUUUUUCAAAAAAUUACAGUUAUACUACAAAUAAGUUAAAAUAUUUUAUUGUCCUCUUUCUCCACAGAAAAACAACAAAUACAUACAAUUGAGAAAUAAUUUUGAAAUUCUUCAUUCCUAUAAUUAACAUAGACCUGUAUAUAAGGAUUGUGCUAUAUAAUAUGGUAGCCAGUAACCACAGGUAGCUAUAAAUUAAAAAUUCAGUUCUUCAUUCAAGUCUUCACAGUCAUGAAGUGACUAGUGGCUACUUUUACUGAACAGCAGAUAUGGAAUACUGUCAUCACUAUAAAACAUUCUGUUGGACAGCAAUAAUCUAGGGCAUGUAUUUUUAUUCUUCCCUUACCCACCAUCUAGUAAUGAGUAAAAGUUCAAAGUAAAAGUCACUCAACUUGAAA